AUGGUGGAAGUCGAAGAAUUGGAACCACUUAGUCCAAUUGGAGACGAAGGAGAAGAAGAAGACGAAGAAAUAAGCUAUGAUGACCUCAAAAGACGCAUGUGGAAAGACCGUAACCUCAUGGAAAAGCUCAAGCAACAGAAACGACACAGCAACAACGUCCUUUCAUUGACAACGCACCGAGCCUAAGCUUCACGGCGCAAGAAGAUGGCUCGUGCACAAGACUCGGUGUUGAAGUACAUGAUGAAGAUCAUGGAGGUGUGUAAAGCGAAAGGUUUUGUCUACGGAAUCGUACCGGAAAAGGGUAAACCAAUAACCGGUUCGUCCGACGGCCUAAGACGUUGGUGGAAAGAAAACGUUCAGUUCGACCAAAACGCUCCAAACGCUAUCGAUGAUUACUUAACUCUCGCGGCUGCUGCGGCAGAGCUUAUCGAGAAGGAACCAUCGAGCUUACUUCACAUGCUACAAGAACUACAAGACACGACUCUAGGGUCGUUACUUUCGGCGUUGAUACAACACUGCGUGCCGCCACAACGACGGUUUCCUUUAGAGCAAGGAAUCGCGCCGCCGUGGUGGCCGACAGGGAAGGAGCUUUGGUGGGGAGAGCAAGGAGCGGCUCACGAACACGGUGCGCCACCGUAUCGAAAGCCGCACGAUUUGAGGAAAUCUUGGAAAGUUAGUGUUCUCGCGGCCGUGAUUAAACACAUGUCGCCGAAUUUGGGAAGAGUGAGACGUCUCGCUAGGCAAUCGAAAUGUUUGCAAGAUAAGAUGAUGGCAAAAGAGACUGAUACAUGGUCUCGUGUCUUAAACCAAGAAGAAGCCCUUCUCAAUAUCAAAGAUCUGAAGAUCUCGGAAGAUCAAGAAACUUCGGGGUCCAAGAGAAAAGGUGGUUUUAUGGAACCGUCUAAUAGUGUUUACACUUGCCAAAACUCGAGUUGUCCUCAGAGUGAUGUGAGCUUUGGAUUCGUGGACAAGAAUUCGAGGACGGGCCAUGAGAUCCAGUGUCUCUACGGGUCUUCGGCCCAAGAACCGAGCCAGAGCAUGGUAGAAACAAUCUCUGUGCUUGAAACGGCUCCAAGUAUUGCCACUAAUUCGACUAGUGAAGAUGAUUACAGUGUGAGCUCGAGCGCAACGGACAAGCGAGAUGAUGAUGAUCAUAGGAAUUGGAUGGAUUACUUAUGAUUCGAGAGGAUGCAACACGAGUUAAAUUUCUCUAGGAGAUUCGAAGAUGAUGAUGAUACUGCCAUGGAUUUGAAUCAAUUCCCGGAAUCUAGUCAAUCUGACAAUGUGAACCAGAGUAAUUUUUCAGUUUGGGAUAUGGCUUGUGAAGAUAAAGACAUAUAUAUGUACGAUUAUUAA
Molecule: messenger RNA, 1356 nt
Organism: Eutrema salsugineum
Lineage: Eukaryota; Viridiplantae; Streptophyta; Magnoliopsida; Brassicales; Brassicaceae
Product: putative ETHYLENE INSENSITIVE 3-like 4 protein
Exons: 1
Cellular component (GO): nucleus
Molecular function (GO): DNA binding; DNA-binding transcription factor activity
Source: RefSeq, a predicted model, not a curated record